This is a messenger RNA of Hippocampus comes (tiger tail seahorse), 1981 nucleotides long. RefSeq names its product coiled-coil domain-containing protein 65. Gene Ontology annotation, cellular component: axonemal dynein complex; axoneme. The record is from RefSeq and is a predicted model, not a curated record. Gene Ontology annotation, biological process: regulation of cilium movement; axonemal dynein complex assembly; cilium-dependent cell motility. The transcript is spliced from 9 exons. Bases 228 to 1628 code for a protein of 466 amino acids. NCBI's taxonomy places the organism in Eukaryota, Metazoa, Chordata, Actinopteri, Syngnathiformes, Syngnathidae.
GAUAAAAAGGGAUCGAUCUUUACAGUGCACAUACAAAUUUCAAACGUCAAAAAAUAAUCAGAAAUGUCGAGUGUGCGCGCGCGUGGGCGUGUCUUGGUUUUGCGUCGGCAGCGGACCGGAAGUCAGCACCAAGAUGGCGGACGGCGUCCACAGCGGUCGCCACGGAAACGAGACGCAAACAUUCCAUCCAGGCAGGAACGCGGAGACGAGGUAAGCGGAAGAGGAAGAUGCCCAGGAAGGCGAAGAAAGGAGGCCAGGUGUCGGGGGAGGAGCUACCCCUUGGACGUCAUCCAGACACACUCCAACAAGAGGAAGUCAACAGGAAGAGGGAGGAGCUUCUCGCACGCUUCCUCGAGGUCAAAGUCCAGCGGGAGGAGCGGAACUCGCGCGUCAAUCGGACGAAGCUCAACCACGCCUGGCGCGUCAUCCUCCGCCAGGCGCUCUCGGAACAGCUGCGCGAUGACAUCGUCGUCUUGAGACGGAGCUUCGAGCGACAGCUGGACGGACUGGAUGAUGUCAUCCAGAGAUUGUCACGCGACCUGGAGGAGGCGGAGCGUCAGUGUUGCCGCGUAAGUCGCCUUCACCUGCAUCAGGCCGAGCGUUUGCGGACUUUGCUGGAUGAGCGCGUGACUUUUGUGCGGCGGCGCUGGGAGCAAAGUUUGCAAGAGGUCGGCCGAGGCUUCGCGGAAGAGAGAGAGAAGAUGGCGGCGAAGUCCCAGGAUCAGCGCCGGGACUUGGAGGAGGCAGCGUCCACGAUGCGGCGGCGCCACAACGACGUCAUGCGCGAAGUCCACGCCGCGUACGGCGACGUCAUCGCGGCCCUCCGCGACGCUCAGCGGGAGCGGGUGGCGGCGCUGCGCGGCGCCGACGAGGCCAACCGGGAAGAGAAACUGCGCCAGAGGCGGGAAGCGGAACCGGAAACGAAACAGGAAGUGGAGCAGGGGCGCCACCCGGGCCGACUUCUGAUGUCCAGAAACCAAAAACUGAUCAAUGACACCGGCGAGGAUGUGAGGAGAGUGCGCAGGCUGCAGGCCUCCGUCGCUGACCUGCGCGCGAAGCUGAGCGCUUUCCAGGCGGAAACGGGGGCCGAGGCCGACAUCUUGACCAAGGCCGGCGUGGAUGUCGCGGCGAAGACGCGCCGCCUCGGCCACCACCUGACCGGAGCUCGCCAGGCGUCCAGGAAACGCCUGGCCGCGCUGGCGCUGCGGACGGAUUCGGCCACGCGCAAGCUGAAGGCGGUCGUCGCCAAGGGCGAGAACGUUUUGCGCGCCGCUUCUUUGUGCGGCAAGCUCGAGCAAGCCACGACUUCUUGGCCGCACGGUGAGGACGACGAGCGGCCGGGAGCAUCGCCGCCGAGCAAGACGCUCCCCGACGUCCAUCGGCUGAUUUACCGCCUCAACUGGGCUCUGCUGCGGCAAGACGCGCUGGCCCAACGCGAGGACGAGUUGCGCCGCGACAACCAUCGGCUCAGACUUCUGCUACGCCGCCGCCUGGAAGGCGCGGCGUUCGGAGGAGUCCCCGCCCUCCUCGCCGUCAAGGCCGCGCCCACCGCAGACGGCCCCGCCCUCGCAACGACGCCCCACAACAUCAUCGAGGCCGGCGUCGUCUUCGGGAACUCGCUUUCGUAACGGGCGGGCGCGAGGCGGGUUUGGCCGCACGGUCCUCUCAAUGAAACCGAACGCCGAUUGGAAGACUAGAAAAAAUACUUUUAUUGUGGUCGUCAUGCAGGACACCGACAGGAAGUAGUAACACGUCACGUGGUCAACGUCAGCUGCUUGGCGCACCAUCAAUCCCUUAAGUUAAAAAAACAAAACCAAAAAAAAAAAAAAAAAAACAAGCCAAUCGGGAGGCGGCGCGCGGCGGGCUCCGGGAGGCCUCUGAUGGGACGCUCCCUCCCGCCUCGUGAGAAAGCGUGCUCGUGGCGGCAGUGAGCGACGUGCCGCGGCUCAAUGCUACGUGGUCUACCUAGCAACCAAGGGGG